Molecule: messenger RNA, 1631 nt
Organism: Bombus impatiens (common eastern bumble bee)
Lineage: Eukaryota; Metazoa; Arthropoda; Insecta; Hymenoptera; Apidae
Exons: 3
Coding region: 456-1565 (369 amino acids)
Biological process (GO): protein monoubiquitination; protein polyubiquitination; protein autoubiquitination
Cellular component (GO): ubiquitin ligase complex; cytosol; nucleus
Molecular function (GO): ubiquitin conjugating enzyme binding; cyclin binding; ubiquitin protein ligase activity
Source: RefSeq, a predicted model, not a curated record
CUAAGAUGGAGGAUUCAUUUCUGAAUUUUUGUGAUUGUGUCUUCCAGAUUACUCUCACCUUUCUUUUUAUGUUAUUUUUAAUCUACGAGAUGCGUGUAUAAGGACUUAUAGAUUCUAUUCAACAAAUCGAAGCAUUAACUGGAAUAAUGUGUAUUUUCUUACAUGAGAUAAGAUCCAAUUUACAAUAAGCAAUAUUUGGAAAGACAAGGUGUAUUAAUAAGCUACAGAAUUAAAUUUAGUAUAUAUUAAGAUCAUUGGGUUCAGAAGAUUUAUUUGCUUGUAUAUCAAAAAGGAACCAUUUUGAAGGUUUAACAAAAUAUAAUUAAAAUAUAAAAAAGAGAAUUCAUAUAUAUGGAGUCAUAUAUAUUGGAUUGAAUUUGAAUCAGUGCGAAAGAGAAAUUAUUUACAUUUUUAUCUAAUUGAAAAACUACAAUUUAAUUUUUUAAAUUUUCAAUAUGAUAGAAUCUAUAACAUUAGAACUACGACCUAGGCUUCAAAUAUGCAAUGUUUUUAUUCAUUUAAAGAAAAAAGUAAAUUCAACAGGAGCUACAGUAAAGCUUUCGAAAGAAAGUAUAAAAAUAACUAUAGAAAAUAAUACAAAAACAUUUUUAACAAAAUUUGUAAAGUUAAUACCAGAUUCAUUAUCAACAUUAAAUGUUACAAGCAAUUGGAUUUGUUUCCGUGUACAAACAAUAUCUGAUCCUGUAUUUGGAUCUUUUAAAACGCAAAUAAUUACCAAUCCAGCAUUCAAUGUUAAUUCUUUGAAUGAUUCUUUUAAAACUACUGAGUUAUUUAAUACUGGUAAAUGUCGUAUAAUGUGUGCUUGUUGCGAAAACAUUGUUUCUAAAAACAUGUAUAUUAAAAGGAUUUUACCUUUACCAGAUAUGAAUUAUGAUUCAAGCGAAUGGUUUUGUUGUAAACACAAUCAUAGUAAUACUAUGCAUAAUUUGAUUCCAUCAGAGUCUGAGAUUUUCUAUGGGCCACUUUUCUUCAUCAUUCAUUCAAAUUUACUUAAUCACAACUUAAAAAUAGAUGAAAAUGUUGUGAUUUGUAACAGAUGUUUACAAUAUUUAGGGAAAAUUCUUCCAGAUAAUUCACUUAAAUUAUGGAAUUGUGCUGUGGAUUACAAUUUAUUAAGUAACUCACAAAGUAAGACUGCAACAGAUCCCUUUAAUGAUUUUUUACUUGCUAUUAAAACUUCAAUGAUUGGUAUGAUUGGUGAAGAAAUAAUUUUGCAAUGCUUUAUAGGAAAAGAAAUUCAGUCUCUCAUUUUAAAACCAAUGGAUUGGCACUUAAAUUUAAUGAUUGAGCCUAAGGAAAUGUCAGACGAUAAUAUUGUAACUUUGCAAAGAAUAUCAGUUGUCAAAGUAUUAUAUAAAUAUGAAACAGACAAAAAUAUUAUUGAUUCUGUAAAUAAAUCGUAUUGUGAAGUUAGUUUUUCAGUAAUAAGAGCAGGUUUGGAACAUUUAUUAGCAUCAACAAAACGAUUUCCACGACUUCAUAGAACUGUAACUGAUUAUUAUAUUGGACAUAUAUGCCUAGAAAAUUUUACAGACAAUACUUAAUAAUAAAAAAUAUCUUUUGUGUUUUUUAAAUAUAACAAAUUUUGAAUAUUUCAUAAAUAAUUUUUU